Molecule: messenger RNA, 5673 nt
Organism: Pteropus alecto (black flying fox)
Lineage: Eukaryota; Metazoa; Chordata; Mammalia; Chiroptera; Pteropodidae
Gene: DIXDC1
Product: DIX domain containing 1
Exons: 22
Coding region: 643-2508 (621 amino acids)
Biological process (GO): canonical Wnt signaling pathway
Cellular component (GO): cytosol
Molecular function (GO): protein binding
Source: RefSeq, a predicted model, not a curated record
ACACACACACACACACGCCAGCCCGCCCGCACGCCAGCGGUGCUCUCCCUUCUGCUGGCGGGGCCUGGCUGCUAGCUCCCGCCCUCCAGCCGGUGCGCGCCCAGCUGUUUCUAUAGGAACCACGACAGCGCCCCGGCUCCUCCUGCAGAGGCCCCCGUGUGAGCAUGCCCAGUGGAUACCGCUAGUUUGGCUCGGGUCUGGGUUUCCAGUAAGUGGCAUGCGGGACUCUGAAGAGAUCCCAAUGAGCUAAACGGAGAGUCUUUGUGUGCAGAGGGAGGAGGAGGCGACGACCGCCUGGCCUGGAGACCCCGCCCGGGGAGCCCCCGGCAGGAACAAUGCUAGCCUGCCUGACCCGGGGGAACUUACUGGACGUCCUGCAGGAGGGCUUCAAUGAGAUGAUAACGAUAGUAAUUCUGGAGACCGGAGAGAAUCACUGACAAAACUCAAACAAUAAAAGAUAAGCAACAGCUACAGGCCUACGUGGCCUGGGUGAAUGCACAGCUGAAGAAGAGGCCAGCAGUGAAGCCUGUGCAGGACCUGCGACAGGAUCUUCGGGAUGGGGUGAUCCUGGCAUAUCUCAUCGAGAUUGUUGCAGGAGAAAAGCUGAGUGGGGUACAGCUGAGUCCUAAUAACCAACAGGAGAUGAAGAAUAAUGUGGAGAAGGUGCUACAGUUUGUGGCUUCUAAAAAGAUUCGUAUGCACCAGACUUCAGCUAAAGAUAUUGUGGAAGGAAAUCUGAAGUCUAUCAUGAGACUGGUCCUUGCCUUGGCAGCUCAUUUCAAACCCGGCUCUAGCAGGACAGUGAACCAAGGACGGAACUCCAGAGCUCCUGUGCAGAGUCACCAACCACACUGUGCCACUGCUGUGGCCCAGGGGGCAGCUGCUGCUCUGGCUGAUGUGUGUCAUGACAUGUCACAGUCAGGACGGGAUGUCUUUCGAUACAGACAGAGGAACAGCAGCAUGGAUGAGGAGAUUGAAAAUCCAUACUGGAGUGUGCGAGCUCUGGUGCAGCAGUACGAAGGGCAGCAAAGGUCCCCGUCCGAGUCCAGCUGCUCCAGCUACUACAACGCAUAUUACAUCUGUCUCUCAACUUGGGCCCAAAGUUGGUGGUGGUGCCUGACUUCACCUAGUCCUGUCCACAGUGCAAAGAGUGAAUCCAUUAUCACCCAGUCGGAGAAGGCAGAUUUCGCGAUUAUUCCCUCUGAAGGAAUAGAGAACAGAACAGAGGAGACAGACUCUCCACUAUCCCGAGACUGGCGACCAGGUAGCCCUGGAACCUACCUGGAGACUUCAUGGGAAGAACAGCUGUUGGAACAACAAGAACAUUUAGAAAAAGAAAUGGAGGAAGCCAAGAAAAUGAUAUCAGGAUUACAGGCCUUACUGCUCAAUGGAUCCUUACCUGAAGAUGAACAGGAGAGGCCCUUGGCCCUCUGUGAACCAGGAGCCAAUCCUGAUGAGCAAUUGAUUAUAAUCCAAAGUCGUCUGGAUCAGAGUAUGGAGGAGAAUCAGGACCUAAAGAAGGAGCUGCUGAAAUGUAAACAGGAAGCCAGAAACUUACAAGGAAUAAAGGAUGCCUUGCAGCAAAGGUUAACUCAGCAGGACACAUCUGUUCUUCAGCUCAAACAAGAACUACUGAGGGCAAAUAUGGACAAAGAUGAGCUGCACAACCAGAAUGUGGAUCUGCAGAGGAAGCUAGAUGAGAGGAACCGGCUCUUGGGAGAAUAUAAAAAAGACCUGGGGCAGAAGGAUCGCCUCCUUCAGCAGCACCAGGUCAGGUUGGAAGAAGCACUCCAAAAACUCUCUGAGGCCAGUUAUCAGCAGGUGGAUCUAGAGUGGAAGCUAGAACACAAAGAUGUCCUUUUGACUCACUGUAUGAAAAGAGAAGCGGAUGAGGUGACCAGCUACAACAGUCACAACUCUCAAAGCAAUGGUUUUCUCCCUCCAGUGGUAGGAAAAGGAGCUGCUUCAGUCACACACAGAGGGACCAGUGACCUGCAGCUUGUUCGAGAUGCCCUCCGCAGCCUGCGCAACAGCUUCAGUGGUCAUGACCCGCAGCACCAUACUAUCGACAGCUUGGAGCAGGGCAUCUCCAGCCUCAUGGAGCGCCUGCAUGUCAUGGAGACCCUGAAGAAACAAGAGAGAAGGGUUCGGGGCAAAUCACCCAGAACUCAAGCAGGUAGUGAAUACCGGGAGUCCUGGCCCCCUAAUUCAAAGUUGCCUCACUCGCAGAGCUCUCCAACUGUCGGCGGUGCCUGCACUAAAGUGCUCUAUUUCACUGACCGGUCACUUACGCCCUUCAUGGUCAAUAUACCAAAGAGGUUGGGGGAGGUGACACUGAAAGAUUUUAAAGCAGCUAUUGACCGGGAAGGGAAUCACAGAUAUCAUUUCAAAGCGCUGGAUCCUGAGUUUGGCACUGUCAAAGAGGAGGUUUUCCAUGAUGAUGAUGCCAUCCCUGGAUGGGAAGGGAAAAUUGUAGCCUGGGUGGAAGAAGACCAUGGAGAGAAUUAAUGCUGAGUAUUAGAUCAGGGCUUGUGGAACUUGGCACUACCUGGCUGCUUCACUCAGGAAAGAGGACUGAAACUAGAAUACACUAAGAAGUUUCUAGUUCAUGCUGCCAAAACAGAAGCUUCUCCAAGUGUGACAGUCACAAGCCUUUCCUGUUUCUGUGCCUAGCAUAUGUGGUACUUAAAAUCCCUGUUCAAAUGUAGACCAUGGGUUCAUCUGGAGUUCCUUGCCAGAACACAGUGUUUUAUUCUACUCGGAGGACAACAAACCGAAGGCCUUAACCAAUAGGGAUGGAUGAUCUUGCUCCUGUAGGGGUACGGCUGCCGUUAUCUGGAAUCUGGGAAUUGGAUGCAUCACUCCUAUGUGUUACGGUAUUAUUUUAAUUGGCCUCAAUGGUUACAGCAAUCAGAGUCCCAGCAUUUGUACUCACAGACAAGGCAAAGGUACCAGCUUUUUUGCUUCUUUGCAGCUAUUACACACCAAGAAUAACUCAUGGGGUGGUACCAAAGAUGAAAGCCACUCCUCAGGAAUCUUUUGGACUGGACAUGGAUGGUGCUGAACGUCGAUUGGAUGGAAAAAGGGCUGCCCAUAUUGUGCUACACUAUGUUAAAACCAUAACUAAGACUUUGGGCUGCCUCUUGGGUCUUAACCGAUUCUGCAACUUGUCCUUUGGCCCACAGAGGGCAUAUUUCAUGUACUGCUAGUUUUCUCUGGGGACUCUUCAACUUUAGAGCCAUUAUUUUUUUCCCUUCCAAUGGAUGAACUUUGUGUUUGAAAGGAAUAAGGAGUGAAAGUCUCCUUAAAAAUCCAGGCGGGUAUGGAAAGGUGCUGCUACCCAUAUUUUCUUGACUUUCUUUCUCUCAUGACUUUCUUUAGCUCAUGGCAUCAUCACUUUGGCAGUCAAAAAGAGACAGACCAUUAUUACCUUCAGUAUUUGUGAUUUACAAGUACUGAGCAUGAGUUACUGGUCUGCCCGUCUUCAUUUCAAGGCCAGAGUUAUUUUCUAUUAUAUAUUUAGUCUAGAUCGAUCCUUUAGGGCACAAUAGAAACAAUGAGACAUGGAACAUGAGUUGUAAAUGGCAGGGUUGAUUCUGGGUGAAAAAACCCAGAAUUGUUUCUCAUGUGCAACAUUGUCAAGUGUAGAAGCUAAAAGAAAAUAGUUAAAUUUCUAGAGAUUACCUAAUGACUUGGGUUUUCUCAUUUAGCAAACAUGAUAAAUCAAUCAGCCAUUUUAUAGAGAGAUUUUUUUGCCCCCCAAAAGCAGUCUGCCUGUGACCAACAAUGUACACUGCCAACCAAAAAGAGUCGGACAGAUCAAUUCAGGGUUCUUGACCUGUCUGUCUCUAAUUUAUCUCCCCUUUCCAGCCAUUUCAACAGACUACUCAUUGGAGCUCUGAGAUGACAUUUUCUUGUUUUAUAUAGAUGUCUUUUUAAAAUUGUUCAUGUUUGGAGAAUUAUUUUGUACUCAUUUACUUUUUUGUCUGAGAACCAUGUCUAUUUUUAUAACCUGAGUGUGAGUUCUGUAUAGUCUCACAUUCUGUGUACUGUAUCCAUUUUCUAGAGAACCCAGAAGCUUUUAUAUGGGCUCUUCUCUUAUCAGCCCUUGUGGUUUCAAAAUAAGCUUUAUUUUAUUACAAACAUACUAAUGAUAACUUGUGUUCCAAUUCUACCUGCCACUUUAGUUGUGGAGGUAGUUUUACAUAAUCUGAUUGCUCCUUUAGCAAAAAGAAGGAGCUCAAAAGACACCUGAUGUCUUUCAUGUAAGUUUACCUGGUCAUUUUCCUAUUGAAUGAUUUCUCAUCAGAAAUGACUGCAGAAGUUUGGGAAGAAAGCAAGAAUAAUUCAUUAUGAAAGCAAACAGGAAAAAACAGUAUAUUCUCAGUUUCUUUUUCCCAGAAAGUCUGGAGAAAAAGUACUCAUGUCACCAAUUUCUCUGUUGCAUGACUUUUAGUGUUUUGCUAUAAGACAGCAUGAGGGUUAUCAGGCCAAAAUUUGUUAUUGUAUUUCCAGUACAGUUUAUCUUGAGUGUCUGUAUCUUAAAUCAGUUUUUACUUGUCAGUUUUCUUUCUGCAAACAUUCUUACCAUUAUGUAGAAUUUACCUUUUCAGAGAGAAUUAAAUCAGAGAAAAUUUUCAAAGUCCUCUACCUUAUCUUUUUCUCUCUAUGACCUUUGGAAAAGGAGCUGUAUGGCCCUAGUGCCUCCAUAGAAGGCUGAAGUUGAGUUCAGGGGAGAAAAUGAGAUAAUUUUCCUCCUUUAGCUCAUUAAUCUCAUAUGCCACAGGUAUUAAGCACCCCCACUGCAAGAUGACAUGCCAGUAAUUCUUGUGUAAUAAGUGUUGGUAAUUCUUAUUCCAGUUUAUAAAGACAGAGGAACUUUUAAGGAGUGUGCAUUGAUUCACUCUGGCUUGGAUAGUCUCCUAUUGGAUAUAAUGUAGCUGCACUCUAGGUGGCCUCUUGACAUAUACAGAGUAUUUAUUGUUCCCUAGUAGCAUUCAUGUGGGAUAGUCCAUCCUGCUACUGCUGAACUUCUCUUUCUUUGAGAAAACUAAGAAACCAGAAUGUUUAGAUUUCAUAAAAUAAUCUCUAAACCCUGUUAAAUUAUAAAAAAAGAAAUGACCCUCUUGUAAAAACUAGUUUAGCAGAAAGCUCAAUAGCUUAAAAAGUCUUCAUUUAAAAAUGGAAGACUGUUCUCACUCAGUUCUCUAAAUUAAAGAAUUAAGGUUAAACUUACUUGGAAAUGGCGAUCCUACUUACUGACCAACUUUUCAACUCUUUUUAACCAGGAUGGUCAUAAAUUAAGGGAAAAUGUCUUUAUGCUCUACAUCCAAUCCAAGAGGAGUACUUAAAAGCAUUUAGGUUAUAAUUAUAAUUUUCAUUUUUCAUAAAGCAUUAUGAUUGCACACUCGUCUGAAUUUAUGUAAGAGGUAUAGCUUGCUUAAAAUAUAUAUGUAAAGUUAUAUUUUCUCAGAAACAUGGAUGUUUGCAACCAUCACUUUCAAAGAGAUUAUUGUGUAUUCACCUGUUUUACAAUGUUUUCAUGAAGGCUGUUAUACCAGAGGCUUCUGAUUAUCAAAGUGAUAACCAGUUUUAAUUGCCUGUAUAUACCAGAUUUGUGAAUUGAAAAAAAAAAAAAAACCAAACUGAAUAAAAUGGAGUUUGCAAACUAAA